GAGAAACGAAACAGCAAGACGUUUUUUAGAGAGAGAUGAACAAUAAAAAAUGCCUUCGAAGCUGUAGAUCCUCACCUUCUCCUGCGUUUUUAUCUUCAUAGAGCUACACAUUAAAAAGGAUAAUGUCAGCACUCACCUCAACGUCGCCGCGCAAGCGCAGACGGCCACGCUAACGCGCAGCUUGUCCCACAAGAACUACUUCGCCGGGGAAUUUUCACUACCGUGGUAGUGAUAUUCAACCAAGUUCAUCGAAAGACGGAAAUCUACAGACAAAGUUCCUGCUGAAUCGACACCGCUGCUGCGCCCGCAGACCUGAGCUCUCUUCAAAUCGCGCGCCGACCAGAGAAACAAAAUGGCCGACGCGAGCAAGGCUAAGAGCUCAACAGGUACGAAUGUAUAUCAUGUUUGGGCUUUCUACAACAGGACUAAAAACUACACGAGAUACAACAACUAUCAACUACACGCUUUGCUUCAACAUCUCCUCGGCACACAUAGAGGACGGCAUGAGCCAGCUUUUCUUUUCUAAAUGCGAAACAUUUCCAAAAUUAAAAAAAAAAACCAGCUCCCGCCGAAUCCGGCGGCAAUGGCGGGGAGGCGCCGAACGGGAAUGGCAAUGGCGCCAACGGUAACGGUGCCAAUGGCCAGAUGAUAGAGCACACCGGGCAGUUAUCAAAGUGAAAAAUGCCCCCACCCCCGAAUUUGGGGGCAUUUGCAUUGCAAACCUUUUCAUUUGUAUGCAUGAAACAUCCGCCUUCUUGCAUCUAUCAGCAUCACAGAUUUCCAAUCGUGAAUAGCAAAAAUUUGUAUUGCAAGAGACCGCAGCAAAGGUGGCGCUUGUCAUGCAAGCGAUGCGAUACACGCCUAGACUCUGCAUCGGAAAGAUUCAUACUUCUUGCAUGCAUGACAAAAAGUUUUCAUUUGGAAACUUCGCAUCACAAAUUUUUGCGACUUUGGGGGCGGGGGGCAUUUUUCACUGUAAUAGCAGUUCCGAUCGGUUUUCCAGCAGAUGCACGUGAUGACCACGCACGACCUGAUGGCGAGACAAAAACACCCGUCGAACAGUAAAUACCUGACCUCCCUCGUCGCGUUCACCAUUGUGUUCAACGCCUUCAUGAUUGGGUUGGAGGUAGACACGGCAAAGUCAGACAAGCUGGAGCACACUCUGAUCUUUGUCAUCUUCGAGAUCUGCUUUCUGGCGAUCUUUCUCGCGGAAAUGAUAAUAAAACUACAACUGCUGCUAUCCAAAAAAAAAAACGUUGUUACGUGUAGAUUUGUCACGCGCAACGCGCAAAGUGAUUGAGUCUGUCAUUCUUGGCAUGCGUCAUAGGGUCCACCAAAGGGCGUUUUCCCGUACUAUCUGCGCAUGACAGGUUUUUGCUGUCAUGCCAGACAAAUUUGUAAUGCUGUUCCUCCAAAAAAAUUACACCUACAAUGUUUUUUCCUGUGAUAGCUGCAGUGGGGAUACUUCCUGGAUCCGUGGAACAUCCUGGAUUACCAUCUCGUUGUGCUCGGGUUUGUGGAUGUACUGAAUAGAUCACUUGUUUUCUUUUUUGUGAGGCUCCCGCAAAAAUGCAAUGUCAUGCAGCACAGGCUGUACUUGCCUAAUCACAACGAAUUUGUACUUUGUUAUCCCAAAAUGCAAUGAUCUUUAGCUUUGUCUACAAAUCAGAUCGUCGUGCGCUUCAUGUUUCAAGGCGAGGGUGAGAUGAAGGUGAUUACCGCAUUCCGUAUGUUGCGUAUGCUCCGUGUGGUGCGACAGAUUCGAUUGCUCAGGAUGUUCCGGGAUUUGUGGACGAUUGUGAAAGGUAUUUGAUUUAGAUUCCUAAAUUUUUGUUCGACGGAGCAACAAUUAUAGUUACACUAUGUGAUUGAAGACAAACAGCACACAGUACUUAUUUUGUUUUUGGUAGUGGUGGGUUACAACACGGUCAGAGAUCAACUUCACAAAAAAAAAAUCAAAGGUUUCUACGAAUCGCUGGUAACCGUUUUCUGGGUUUCAGUUCUACUUUUCGUCGUCUGCUACGCGAUCGGGGUGCUGUUAGUCAUCGCAGUAGGAAGUGUCAAGGAAUUCAAAAACCACUGGCCAGAUAUGGAUGUCUAUGUAGGAUCCGUGCCACGAGCCAUGCUCACCGUGUUUCAGGUAAAAAGUUUUUCUGUUUUGCUUGGGUUGGAUUUGCAAAUUAAAAGAACGUAUUAAUUCCGUCGAAAAACUAACUCUAUUCCACAUCAAUCAUCACACGACAGAUUAUCACGUUGGAAUCCUGGUCGGGGUCAAUUGUCAGGCCAAUUUACGAUAGUGAAACAUGUUUCUUCUAAUGAUUUUGACUUGUCGCUUUUCAGACGCGCAUUAUACCGUCGCGCAAGAUGUUACUCACGAUGGUAUUGUGGUGUAUGAGGUACAUUAAUAUUUUAAUCGUCUACCAUACCAUCGUGUAUUAUGUUAUGCAGCAGGCUGGAAUCAACAUCAAGAGAGAGCUUAUCAUGUGUAUUACCGUUCACGUGAAUGGUAUUCACACAUGAAAACAAGUUGAAUCACCCUCACCAAGAAGAGCAUGUUUCCCUUUCCAUACGUCCAUGAAGCAGGAUGUUUCCCUUGUCGUCCUAUGCCUCAUCGUUAUCGUUCUGUGCUCCUUUGGUCUUCUCAACGUCAUUAUCGGUGUCAUCGUCGAGCGAACCUUGCUCGUCGCAAAGGAAAACGACCAGAACGUGCAAAACAUCAUCCUCGAGUGCGAGAAGCGCGUCAUGAAUUCCAUGCGAAUCGAGUUUAUGGAGUUCGCCGACGCGAGCAGCACCGGGGAGCUGAACUUCGAGCAGUUCUGCGAAGCGAUAAGAACAAAAAGCUUCCAGUCGAAGUUGAAAAUUAUUGGGCUGCCGUUGGAGGACGUAUUUCUAUUUUCUUAGUAUUUCCUGUUUUUGUCCUGCACUAGCACUACUGAUCUAUUUUCGAGCGUGAGAACUUGAACUAUAUGAAAUAAAUUUUUUGUGAUGCGACACUAGAACCCUACCUACGGACAAAACAAAAACUAUCAGGCCGAAGAGUUGUUUUUCCUCCUCGAUGUGGACAAUUCUCAAUCUCUCUCCGUCGAUGAGUUUAUCGUGGGUGUGCAGAAGAUGAAGGGGCCCGCGCAAGGAGGCGAUAUGAUCCAACUAUUAGCGUACGUGCAGAGAGCAAGCAGAAGGGCCAUGAACUUGCAGGGACAGGCGGAUAAACUUAUUCAGCAGGCGGAUGUAUUAAAGAUUUUUUUUUUUUUAUUUUGUAUCGCUUUGUUUGUCUAAUUUGAAUUUGAUGGACUUGCGCGUAAAUGUUUUCUCGAAGAAACUGCAAAUUCUUUUGUUUCUAUCACGAAGGUAUGAUUUGUUUUUCGGCGUCGUGUCGCUCACCUUUUGCAGCCGUCACGCAAAGAUGCAUUUUUUAGGGCUUAAUACAGUGUACUCCCUCGCGUUUUGUUCUUUUGCAACUACUUUUUAUUCAUCAGCGUUUCAUUCCAAAACAAAACAUGAACCCAGAUGCUUCUCGAACGUCUCGACGAUAUGUGGGGCAUCACCGAGGCAGAGCUGCACGAGCGCGACUUUUCACGCAAGAGGCAGAAGGAUCUCAGUUCGAAGGUCGGCACGCGCCAGGGCCUGAUCAACAAUUUAGUGGUCUCCCAGAACCUGCGCGAGCAGGCGAUGCAGCAGCCGGUGAGAAAGCAGAAAACGAAAGACGUCGGCGACGCCGUGGAAGAUAGCGGCAUCCCGCCACCCCCACCGCUGCCACCGGGAAUGUAGAUUUGUAUUAAAACGCAUGGAACAAAUGGAUUUUCGAAUGAAACAGAACCUCGAUUAGGCCGCGUGCAAUUAUGUGUGAUAUCGAAAAAUCAUACCUCUUUUCGCGCAAGGAAAAGAGGAGGCUGGGGCGGUUCUUCCGUGGUUUGCAGCUCAGGCAAUCUACUCAUUUCCAAAAUUAGCUGUCCCAAUACAAUUACAUUAUCUUCUCAGAAACCUUUUUAUCAUUAGCAAAAUUUCCACAAGAAACCUCAAGAAACUCGUUUUAAUAUUCUCAGAACAGAUUCGUGAAAGCAAUGGCGCAAGAACCGCAUUGCUGGAGUAGCGGGGGCAUGAAGAAGAGACCAUGCCGAUUCGCAAAAGAUGCUGGAAGAGUAAAAUAGUGCUGCAUGAAACUACUACGGCUUUGAUUAUAGGCAAAUUAAUAAGAAAAGCAGCCCAGUGCUGUGGUAACGAAACGCGGCGCAGCUGUAAAUCACGGUAAUGCCGUCGUGCGUGGUGAUUAUUUUGAACUUCAAAUGUUUUGUACCUAUACAAUUUCAGACUUCCUUGUAACAACGUGAUGCGCUUUAUGAACUUUUUAUGAUCUUCCCUUCUGCAAAAUGUAACAACGUGCGCUCCACCCGAUGAAUUCAAUAUAAGUAUGUUAAUGCUCCCUGUAACGUCUACGUCUUCGUCUUGAUGCUUAUAUUUGUGUGGUCUUCAUCCUUUUCCUUUUCUGCUAUUACCUAGCUGCAGGUCUGUGCUGUCUAAAACGUCUUCUCCGGUCCGAUACGACAAAAACAAUGCACAGCUGCAGUAGAAUCUAGCUGCUGCAUAGUACUCAUCUAUCACCGACGGACACGGCGACCAGAAAAUAAGUUAUCAAGAGUGCCAUGGAACCGUGAGUCGACUGAAUAUGAUGCACAGAAACAAAAUCUACUUCGCCAAAGCUAGUUUAGUAGGUGUAAUUUCGAGCAACGAUAUUGAAUUGAUGAGACGGCGCAAUAUUAAAGUAAAAGCAUAAGACGACAUUUUUUCCACCAGAAAAAAAUCUCAUGUAUUUUAUGGUUUUUGAUGAUGAGUUUUCCGUUUCCCUCAUCUACUAGCGAAUCAACCAAAAUCAACGAGUUCAGAAGCAAAAAGUUGAGUUUAAAAACAGCAAACUACCCACAACUACCUGAACUUUAUUGUAGCUCUCGAUGAUUUAUUCGCCCCGUGCCCUUUGUUUCCCAGCAUCAGUGCCACGACGCAUCAGUGCGCUUAUAUUCAUCUGAAUUUUUAUAGGGCUGCAGUAAUAAAUAUCCAAGAAGAACAAGUCAGAGCAAAAGUAAAGUUCGUUGUAUCAGAGCAAAGUAAAAACGACCUCCACUGCUUUACUCACCCUUUCGACGGGAC
This is a messenger RNA of Amoebophrya sp. A120, 5142 nucleotides long. The record is from the annotation of a GenBank genome assembly. Lineage: Eukaryota; Dinophyceae; Syndiniales; Amoebophryaceae.